AAGGUCAACAUUCCCCCAAAGAAGUGAGGAAGGAAGAUUUUUUGGAUAAGAAGUGAGGAAGGAAGAUGAGAGCGCGGACUGUACCUACCAUUUUCAGUGCUCUCUUCUUCUUCUUCUUCUUCAGCCAAUUCUCAACUGCUCUCUCCUUCACUCCACCGCAAUGCAAGGCAUGGCUUGUACAAUCAAUUCCCACCGAUAUGCCGCAGCUUCAGCGGGUUCCGGGCGUCCUCUCUACUGGGGAUGUAUUUGUUUGGUUAGCUGGGAACUCGACGCAGCGUUUGGAUAUCAUUGCUCAGUACUGGGAAUUAUUAGCCAGUCCCGAUGAUUCUCGCUCGGGAGACUAUGGAUAUUCUAAUGAGGAUUUGAAGAAGUUUGGUGCCUAUCAAGGUUAUGAUGUUUAUACAGCCAUUGAGAAAGCUGCUGAUCGCAAUGUCACUGUCAGGCUCGUAUCUCACUCGGGAGUAUCUCCUCACUAUGGAAAAGAACCAGCUGACUUAGCUUCUGGCAGGCCAAAUGUCCAGAAUGUAACUUUAUUACUCGGUCAUUGGUACGGAUCAGGCAUAGUCCAUUCCAAAGUUUGGAUAUCUGAUGAUAGAGAUGUGUAUAUAGGAUCUGCAAACCAGGAUUGGAAAUCUCUCUCACAGGUGAAGGAACUCGGAAUAUAUCUUACUGGCUGCCCAACAAUAGCAGCUGAUGUCAAGGCCUAUUUUGACAACCUAUUGAAACUCGCGUUUCUUAAUGACACAGAUUACACAAGAACAAUAUUCGACCAGCAGUGGCAGAUACAUAGAAAAGUUCCUUGCUGGUCAUAUUUUGUUGAUCCUGAGUCCAGAUGCAGGUCACCGCUUCCUCCAUAUGUGAACUUUCCCCAUAUAUUAGGAUAUCCGUCCAUAUCAGAUCCUUACACAAUCAAAUUAUCUAUCCAGACUCCUGGGAGCAGCGUUUCAACCUUGCAGCCUCACUCUUGCUAUCUCUCUUUCGCUCCUCCAGAGCUAUUAUUUGGCAGGUACCAAUCUGAUGAACAGGCUUGGUCAGACACAAUUAAAUCUGUAGGCAAUGGAGCAACUGUUAGGAUUAGUACCAUGGACUGGCUUGGUCAGUCUCAAUUUACCACACCAGCAGUUUACUGGUCUUCCUUGUCUUCUGCAAUAUCAGAGGUCAUCUUCUCUAAAAAUGCUACAGUCAAGUUACUGGUAUCGUACUGGACGCAUUCUGUCGAGAGCACGGAUCCAUACCUCAAGUCUCUCCUCUACUCGAACAUCCUCUGCAACUCCUCAAAAUUCAAUGAUUGUUUUGGCAAAGUUGAGAUCAAGUACUAUGUGGUUCCCGGUUACAACGAGACUGGACCAGCACUUUUCCCCAACGGAACGAGAACGAAAAAUACAUAUCCGGGUUUUGGCAGAGUUCAGCAUGGAAAGUUUGCUGUUAGUGAUGUUAGAGCACACAUAGGAACAAGCAAUCUUGAAUGGGAUUACUUUUAUGCAACCUCUGGAAUCAGCUUUGGAACAUAUAAUCUAGCCAUUGUUAAGCAACUUCAAGAAGUAUUUGAAGCUGACUGGAAUUCUCCUUAUACUGUUCCUGUUAAGGCCAUACAGAAUGGCCUUACUUUUUCCAGCUGAGUUGCUCUUGAAUGAUGGUCUGAUGAAGCUGCAAGAAAAUCAAGCUACACUACAACUCAUGUGGCUAAUUAAAUUUACUCUAACUCAAGUCAAGUCGAUAGGUCUGCUUGGUAUGUAAUCCGAAUUCCAUUUAUUAUUUUCAGAUAGAUUCGGAAAAUAUUUCUUUUUUUAA
Momordica charantia (bitter melon) is the source of this 1791-nucleotide messenger RNA. RefSeq lists its product as uncharacterized. NCBI's taxonomy places the organism in Eukaryota, Viridiplantae, Streptophyta, Magnoliopsida, Cucurbitales, Cucurbitaceae. Gene Ontology annotation, molecular function: catalytic activity. The record is from RefSeq and is a predicted model, not a curated record.